UCUCCAGCUCAGCAAAAGUGGGUGAUCCUUACAUAAUUUUCCUGGUAUGAUACACUCAUUUUCUUUCUCGAAACCCUGUGCCCACCCAGUGGCAGGGGURUAAAAGGAGGUCAGCAGCAGCAGGGGCUACCACACAGAGGAGAGCCUGACAGACACCCCAGCUCCGGCCUCACUUGUGCCUCCUUCAGCCCUCCCAGCAUCAUGAGGGUCCUCGCAGCUUCCCUGACUGUUCUGCUCCUUGUGACCAUCUGCUCCAUGGUGGGGGCCAGUCCCAGAGACUCCAGGACUCCUGCAYCAUCCCAGAAGCAAGAAACCAUCCCCGCCUGCUGCCUCACCUACAUUUCCCACCCCAUUCCAUUCAGAACGAUCCGCUCUGCCUACAGGACCGGCAACACCUGCCCACCUCACAAGCCAGCCGUGGUCCUGGUCACCAGUAGGGGGAGAAAGAUAUGCGCAGACCCCGAGGCUCCCUGGGUGCAGGAAUACCUGAAGCRCUUGGAGCUGUCGGUGUAGUGACUCUUCCCUGCUGCUGUCCAAGGCAAUGGGCUCGGCCCCCAGCACCARACCUGCAGUGAGAGUGCUUGAGCUUCAUCCCUCUUCAGCGGGAAAAUUAAUUACAAUUGACAUACACUUGUUAAAAUUUUUGCUUGCUUAAAUGUCUGAAUAAAGU
Molecule: messenger RNA, 670 nt
Organism: Malurus melanocephalus (red-backed fairy wren)
Lineage: Eukaryota; Metazoa; Chordata; Aves; Passeriformes; Maluridae
Product: C-C motif chemokine 4 homolog
Exons: 3
Coding region: 202-513 (103 amino acids)
Biological process (GO): immune response; chemokine-mediated signaling pathway; monocyte chemotaxis
Cellular component (GO): extracellular region
Molecular function (GO): chemokine activity; CCR chemokine receptor binding
Source: RefSeq, a predicted model, not a curated record